Messenger RNA from Ilex paraguariensis (yerba mate), 1749 nucleotides. The record is from the annotation of a GenBank genome assembly. NCBI's taxonomy places the organism in Eukaryota, Viridiplantae, Streptophyta, Magnoliopsida, Aquifoliales, Aquifoliaceae.
AUGGGCAACCAAAGUCUAACAUACAAUCUGACAUGGAGAUUUCCUGUUGAUUCUGGGUUUUAUUAUCUUCUCAGACUCCAUUUCUGCGAGAUUCAAUUGGAGGUGACCUUGGAGAACCAAAGGGUUUUUAUAAUAUACAUCAACAAUCAAACGGCACAGAGAGGAGCAGAUGUUAUCCAGUGGAGUGGUGGCACUGGAAUCCCGGUGUUCAAAGACUACGUCAUCAUGGUCACCGACCCAGAUGGUCGCCGGAGCAAGCAAGACUUGUGGCUCGCUAUGUACCCUGAGCUCGACUUUAAACCUCAGUACGCUGAUGCUAUAUUGAAUGGUUUAGAAAUCUUCAAAUUGAGUGGAACAGACGACAGUCUCGCCGGGGCAAACCCUGAACUUGUACUCAGUCCACCGCCAGGACCAUUCCCAUUGUCACCGCAGAAGAAGAACAAUAAAAAAACAUCUACUUUGCCGGUUAUUAUCGGUAGCGUAGUCGGAGGAGGGUCUGUUCUGGUCUUUAUCUUAGGUUUCUUGAUUGUCCGACGACGGAGGAGAGUGAAAGACUUGGGCUCAACACAGCCCAAGUCGUCGUGGGUCCCCUUAUCUGACGGUUCAAAGUCCACAAAAACCAGCGGUUCAUCACUACCGUCUGAUCUAUGUAGACGCUUUUCACUUGAGGAGAUCACAUCAGCUACAUGCAACUUCGAUGACAAUUUUGUCAUCGGGGCAGGGGGAUUUGGUAACGUGUAUAAGGGCCACAUCGACAACGGUGCAACCACUGUUGCGAUCAAACGAUUGAACCCAUCAUCAAAUCAAGGGAUCCACGAGUUCCAAACAGAGAUCGGUAUGCUAUCAAAGUUACGCCACCUCCAUUUGGUGUCGUUGAUCGGUUAUUGCAAUGACAACCGUGAGAUGAUUUUGGUGUAUGAUUAUAUGGCCCAUGGAACCCUUCGUGAUCAUCUUUACAAAUCGAAGAAACAACACCUUCCGUGGAAGCAACGCCUUCAGAUUUGCAUUGGUGCAGCAAGGGGACUGCAUUAUCUCCACACAGGUGCAACACGCACAAUCAUUCACCGUGAUGUGAAAUCCACCAACAUUUUAUUGGAUGAGAAAUGGGUAGCUAAGGUUUCUGAUUUCGGGUUAUCCAAAUUGGGUCCCAAGGAUGUGGGUCAUAGCCAUGUCAGUACAGUGGUGAAGGGUAGUUUCGGGUAUGUUGAUCCAGAAUAUUAUAAACGACAACAAUUGACAGAAAAAUCUGAUGUGUACUCAUUUGGGGUUGUUUUAUUUGAGGUUUUGUGUGCUAGACCAGCUAUAAUUCCAAAUUUUCCCAAGGAGCAAGUGAGUUUGGCUGAGUGGGCCCGAAAUUCUUAUAGAAAAGGGACCCUUGAUCGGAUUAUUGAUACUAAUCUAAAGGGUGAGAUUGCGCCAGAGUGUUUGAGGAAGUUUGGCGAAGUAGGUGAAAGUUGCUUGCGUGAUAAUGGGAUCGAUCGUCCAGGAAUGAAUGAUGUUGUGUGGGGCCUUGAAUUUGCUCUGCAACUUCAAGAGGCUGCUGAGAAGAUGGCUCACGGUGGUGGUUGGUUGCUCCCGGCGGCGUUGGCCAGUCCCUCUGUUCCUCUUCUACAUGGAGAGGCAACGACCACCGAUGAUGAUGAAGUAUUUACUGCGUCAGUCGAAAACAUGUCAAGAUCAACGGUCAGCAGUGAGAGAUUGAAGUCGGAGACUGUGUUCUCCGAGAUCUUGAAUCCCGUUGGACGUUGA